AUGAGUAAGGCAAGAAAUAAUAAAAAUUCUAUAAAACUCAAACUUCUUUCUUCUGCAGAUGGAAGAGAUGACUCUUCUUCAAUAUGGGUUCCAGUUUCUAAUAGGGAGUUUACUGAUGAUGAAAAAAAAGAAAUAAGAAAAAUCAUUGGAAAUGUAUAUUUCCAUGAUGAAUUAGAUAAUAUAAAUAUUGAAAAUAAGAAUUUAGGAAUUGAUGUAUCGAUACAAAAAGAUGAAGUAAACAAGGGUUUAGAUACUGAAAUUUUUAAAGAUAAUUAUUUCCCAGACGAUGGUUAUGAUUAUGAACAGCAUCUUUGUACAAUAAAUAAAAAUGGCAAUUACAUUAAUUCAACCUCUAAAAAUAGAGUAGAUCAGGAUUCAAGAUCUUUAUUGCUGAAUUCAACAUCAAUACUCUCUAAUUCGGAAAUAGAUGUUAAUAAAAAUGAUUUUGUAUCUGAAUUAGUUGAAGUUGCAAAUUGCUUGGAAGAACCGGAUGAAUUUGAAGAACUUAAUGAUGAUUUUAUAUUAGAUAUGACUGGUCUAAAGAAUAAAUGUGAACUCGAUAGGAAUAUUAAUAUCAAUGAUAUACUAUGGGGAGGGGGGAAAUUACAGCAAGAUUACAAAAAUGAUGUUCAGAAACUUGAUAAUGAAUUUAAUUUAUCAGAAUUAAUCACUCAAUAUUCUGACAAUUCAUCUCUUUUUUCUAAAGAAGAUCACAAUAAUGAGAGCACUGAUGACUUACUUCAAACGGUAUUGGAUGAAUACAGUGAUUAUUCCAGUACUUUGGAAGAUAAUACAAGUGAAUUUUGUUUAGUUAGAUCUAACAAAUUAGAUAUUUCAGAAUAUGAAAAUAUUCUGGAUAGAUAUAUAAGUCAAGCUAAAAGGGAAAAUUUGAUUAGGAGCAAGCCAGAGAAAAGUUAUGUUGAGAUUAACAAACCACUUGAUAAAGUUCAAGUAGAAAAGAUAAUCUCAAUAUUAGAAAAUACAGAAAUUUAUGACAAUUCAUCUGAAGACACACUAUCUGAAAUUUCGGAUUUUGAGACUAUUGAAAAUGUAGGCAACUGUUUCCCCCAAACCAAUUUUGAAAUAGUGAAUAAACCAAACAAAGUUGACAUAUCAAACUAUUACUCUAGUAUAAACAUUAAGAACCAAACAAAAAGUCGAACAUGUACCCAACAAAAAAUAUAUAAGAAUGGAGAACUCAAUUAUGAUCAAAACUAUAGCUACGAUUUAGAGGAUCCGGUCGCCGCAUCAUUACCUUUAAGAAGGAAAGAUGAGACACCAGAAGAUCGAAAGAAUAGGAAAAAAGCAGUGAAACAAGCAAAGAGAGAAAUGCGCGACUUAAAAAGAAAAAAUAAACAGAAUACUAAAGACUUAAAAAAGUCCGUUGUUGGGAGCUUAAUAAAUUCAAAUCAUAAUGAUAUAAAAAGUGGUGUUAGAUAUUUUAAAUUUUAG
Cryptosporidium ubiquitum is the source of this 1452-nucleotide messenger RNA. RefSeq lists its product as uncharacterized. The coding region runs from base 1 to 1452 and encodes 483 amino acids. The record is from RefSeq and is a predicted model, not a curated record. Gene Ontology annotation, cellular component: nucleus; cytosol; preribosome, small subunit precursor. The transcript has a single exon. Gene Ontology annotation, biological process: ribosomal small subunit export from nucleus; ribosomal small subunit biogenesis. Lineage: Eukaryota; Apicomplexa; Conoidasida; Eucoccidiorida; Cryptosporidiidae.